CGCCCGUUUCUAUUAUUCAACCAGUCAUUCGCGCACAGGCCAAAUGGCGUACGUAGUGUGUGAGCGAAUCGAGAGGAAGUGGCGGGUGAUCGAGGUCCGCACCUUUUCCGGUAACACGGCACCGCCACCGCUGCUGUGACUGAACGGCUCGGGAGGGAGAGGAGGAAGAGAGAGCUCCGCGGGGAAAAUCAACCGGGACGGGGGGCUGCUGCUUAUAAUUCAUAUUUUUUUUCCAAGUGGAGGAGCUUAAAGUCGGAUGAAUCAAUGACCCUGUGAACACCCUACCUCCGCAUAUCCAGGUGAAGAUGCCGGCGGGAGUGAUUUAAUUUCGCGUCGUUUGAAAUGAACUCGGCAAAACCGACGGGGCUUUUCAUUUCAUCGGCUGGAAUUAUCUGAGGGGCAAGUGUGGACCAAACCGGCAGCCAAGGAGGAAGUCGGAACUCUGGGCUUGGACAGGGCCUAAUUUAUUGAGCGCAAAACACAGUGAGCUUUUUUGUUGUUGUUGUUGUUGUUGUUGUUGUUGUUGUUGUUGUUGCCGUCAUAAUUCUUUGCUUCAUGUCCUAAAUGAACGCGUCGGCAUUUUGAAAAAGAAAAUGAGGGACUGAAUGCGCAUUUCAAAGUAAGUUUGCGCUUGAUAAAAGACACUUGAUUUUACGGCGGGCUAAUAGUUGGGAAGAUCGGAGUUUCGGUGGAUGAUGAAAAUAUCUCCACCCUGUUAUGUGAUGGCUGAGUGAUUGAGACUCUUAGCUUUGAAUCGGCUGUCUCGUCAUCUGAUCCGAUCGGUUUGUCACCGAAGUAACAGGACCUCUGUUUCAGCUGUGAGACUUAAAAGCUGUGACAGCCACCGCCUUUUCAACACUGACAGUUGUGACAGCCCACCACUACAAUCACGUGGAAGUCUUUUUGCCAGCACCGAGACUGUAGCUUGGUGUGGUCUGUGUUGGAAAAAUAGUCUAAACUCUCGAAAGAAAAAUUUUCACCCCCUUUUUGAACAAGUAUUUAUGCACAACCAACAAAAUGGGGAAAGUGCUCUCAAAGGUCUUUGGCAACAAGGAGAUGAGAAUAUUGAUGCUUGGACUUGAUGCCGCUGGCAAGACCACCAUCCUAUACAAGUUGAAGCUGGGGCAGUCGGUGACCACCAUCCCAACCGUUGGAUUUAACGUGGAGACUGUCACGUACAAGAAUGUGAAGUUCAACGUGUGGGACGUGGGAGGACAGGACAAGAUCCGGCCGCUGUGGAGGCAUUACUACACCGGUACUCAGGGUCUCAUUUUUGUGGUGGACUGUGCAGACAGGGACAGGAUAGACGAGGCAAGACAGGAGCUCCAUAGAAUCAUCAAUGACCGGGAAAUGAGGGAAGCCAUCAUCCUAAUCUUCGCCAACAAACAAGACCUCCCAGAUGCCAUGAAACCCCACGAGAUCCAGGAGAAGUUGGGUCUGACGCGGAUCAGAGAUAGGAAUUGGUACGUUCAGCCUUCAUGUGCAACAUCGGGGGAUGGACUUUAUGAAGGCCUGACCUGGCUCACCUCAAAUUACAAAUCCUAAUUUUUGUUUGCAUCAGCCUGGACUGUUUUGUGGGCUACAAGUGAAAUGAUGAGAAAAAAAUACAAUAUGAAGCAAUGAAUGAGUAACCUCCCUGAGUUUAUAUCACAGAGAGAGUUGCGAUAAUAUUCUUUUUUUUUAUGCUAGUUUCCCUAUAACCCAAAUUUUCUUCAACAAAAAGACAAAUGUUUUGGCUGGCUUUCUAUUUUUGCUUUGCUUUGGUUCUGUAAUAUAUCACUCACAUUCUGUUUAAUCAACACUGUCUAAGUAUGCCAUAACCUUACUUUGAGAUCUUUCUGCAGUUUUUCUUUUCCUGUUUUUGUAUUCUUGUUUAAGCCGAUUUUGGGACCAUGGGCUUGGGCAUACAUUUAUAGUUUGUGAAGUCAUAGAUACUGGCCGUAUUCGGCUUUCAUACAGUAUUCUCACGACCCAAAUUUGAAUCCAAAGGCUGGGAAAAGCAAAGUCCCUCUGAAGAAAAAACUUGUUAAUAUAUCUGUACCGUAAGCUACGGUUUACAUCAACAUAUCGUUUUCAUGGUUCAAAACUGACACCAUAGUUUGUAAGAAUGUGCAUUUUGGACAUUUUAAGGACCCUACAAAGUACUGUUUCUCAUCAUUGAUUGUACACAGUUUCUGAGAAGAUUAAGGCAACGUGUUAGUGCUCAUUUCCUGUACAAUGAUUACAUCCAAGAUGUUCGACAGAGGAGGUUUGCUUGAAAAGACACUAUGUGGAUGCUGGAUUAUACACACACUGUGAUACGGAUAUAUAUUUUUGUUGUUUGUAUUGCCUUUUUUUUUUUUUACCCAAGAGCUUCCAUUACAUCCGAGUAUUUGUAGUUUCAGCUGCCUUUGGAGGGACCAGGGUUAAAGGUGCCCCAAAAGACAGGACGUUUAGCAUGACAGAAAGUAUGCACUCUGCUGAGUCUGCGCUGUGGGAGGGGGAUUACCAUCUAGGUGAAGGGAAAGACAAAAGUGUACCAGGCUCUUUUCACUAAUCUGCACACUUAACUCUUUCUGACUGACUUUUGGACCCCGGCAAGUGUUUACUAAGGUCCCAUCCCCCACAGAAUCCAUGGUGCUUCAGUGAAUGGGGACCUUUCUCCUUUUAUAACUAUCAGCAUCUUCCUGUACAGUUGAUGUCAUGCGGACCGUUAGACAAACCAACUUUCUGUUCAUAGGUUAUAGAUGAUAAUGCUUUGUUUUAAUUUUUUUUUUUUUUUGCUCUAUUUGCUAUGCCGAUGGAAAAAAAUAAAAAAAAAGAUAUAUCCAGAUCCAUAUGGAGGUGGGACUUUUUCAAUAAAAGCUUGCAGCUGUCGACUGGAUGUGAGAUAUCGCUUAGCAUUGAAAGUGCAGUGCGUGAAAAAGGAAGUGAGAUUUGGGCGUUAUAAUUUUUGAAAGAGCAACUUGGUAGAAUGAGCUGUGAACUCUGUUUUUGCCUGUUUCCUUUCUUCUCAUGCAUGUGUGAGUCACUAGCUGUGAAUAAAUGAUGAGAUCUCUAGUUUCGAGGUAGUGAUUGUCAGGUACACCUACUUUUGCCUGAGGUCUCACAGCACCACUGAGUCCAUUAGAGCACUGUCUACACUGGAGCCGUUUGACCUUCUCACACAGCCAACAUUUUGAUUAUACAUGUAGACCCUCCUUCACACAACUGUUAGAGGACACGGGGUGAUGCAGAAUGAUGCCGAAGCUGAAGAAUGAACAUUUUCACCCCUGAAAUCUUUAAAUUUCCAGGUCAAAGACAAAAAAAAAUUGACCUUAACAAAGUUACAGAGGUCACCCAAUACUAUCUGCACUUGGGUACCAUAAUGCUUUGGUCUGUCGAAACCAUGAGUUUAAUCCCUUUUGUUAAUGUGUGUAACGGCACUAGUUCAUAGGCAUUAAUCCUCGUGUAAGUAGGAAAUGACCUGAAUAAAGAAAGGUGUUUGGUGUACGUUAACAAGUAUUUUUAAGGUAACACGGUACUUUAGCUGGUUGCAUACAGGGUGGGUUCGGGAUUUACUGCAAUGAAUCGACAAUAAAAUGGGGAUUUUGUCACUUAAUUGUGUGUGCAUCUGUGUUAUCAGGGAUGUGUUUGGUUCUGGAUGGGAAAGUGAUGUCAUGGCUAAUGCUGGUGUGACCAGUGAGGUUAGGGGGACAGCCCCGCAAAAGGUCUAAGGCUGGCCUGGCUUUGUGCCCUGGGUAUACCAGUCACUCAUAGGCAUAGACCUCUGUUUACCGUUUCCCUUUUCAGAGCCAUGGAAAGGGGAAAAUGUAACUGCACUUUCAAACGUUUUAAGGAACCAAUAUCCUUUCAGAUGUUGUAGCUCGGAAGCGUUAUUUUAGGCAUGUGAUGACAUCACCGCAUGACGGGU
Molecule: messenger RNA, 3892 nt
Organism: Lampris incognitus (smalleye Pacific opah)
Lineage: Eukaryota; Metazoa; Chordata; Actinopteri; Lampriformes; Lampridae
Gene: arf6a
Product: ADP-ribosylation factor 6a
Exons: 2
Coding region: 1018-1545 (175 amino acids)
Biological process (GO): intracellular protein transport; vesicle-mediated transport
Cellular component (GO): cytoplasm
Molecular function (GO): GTPase activity; GTP binding
Source: RefSeq, a predicted model, not a curated record